ACCUCUUCCUCUUUCUGUGGGGCAUGAUGUAGACACCCCAGAGGGGCCCAGCCAGCACAUCCUGUCCCCUGUGUCCUCUGUGGGGCCCCAGCUCCAGACAGGGAGGCUGCAGGACCUGAGCCAUGGCCCCCUGCUCCAUUGUCCUCCUGGCCCUUGGGCUCUGCCUGGGCCAGGAGAUCCAUGCACAGGAGGGGGCCCUGCCCAGACCCUCCAUCUCUGCUGAGCCAGGCUCUAUGAUCCCCUGGGGGAGGCCCGUGACCAUCGUGUGCCGAGCCCCUGCUGGGUUUGAGGACUCUCGCCUGGAGAAGGAGGGAAGCUCCCAGAUCUGGGAUAAGAGGGCCACGUGGCCUUCUGAGCGAGAGGCCAGGUUCCUGUUCCCCUCCAUGAGUGAGGACACUGCUGGGCGUUAUCGCUGCCGCUACCUAAAGUCCACGUGGUCUGAGCUCAGUGAAGACUUGAGGCUGGUGCUGAGCAGGGAGGACGUCACCCAGGUCACCACCCCAGGCCCAGCUCAGCCAUCAGCCUCCCCUGCUCUACUCCUGACCACGGAGCACCUCUACCUUCUCAUCGGGGUCCCCCUGGCCUUGCUCCUGUGUCUCCUCCUCCUGUUCCUCUUCUGCCUCCAUCGCCAGCGUCAGAGGAAGCAGGGGCCUCCCGGUGGCAAGGGCCAGUUGCAGAGGCCACAGGAGAGGCUGGGCCUGGCUGUGGACAGCCUGGAGAGGUCACCAGACUUGGCCACGGCUGAUAGACUCCCUGAGAAGGACAGGGAGACCGGAAACCCUGCCCCUGCUGCAAGAGAUCCCCAGGAGGUGACAUAUGCUCAGCUGGACCACGGAGCCCUCACAGAGAGGGCAGCCCGAGCUGGGUCCCCACUGACCACAGAGCCCAGCACAUACGCGACCCUUGCCAGACACUGACUCCUGGGCCUGAGGACACUCCAAGUCACUCUUCCAAAAGCCUGAAGCAGCCAUUGGGAGGACUUCUCUUGGACUCACCAGGUCUCAAAGUCAGCCAGUCAUCUCUGCUGGGGACAGCAGCUGGGGCCUGGAGGUCUCUGAGCAGCAUCUGGGAGAUUCAUCCACCAGGUGGCCCCUGCCACAGCUGACCAGCUGUCAGAGAGGCUGUGUCACAGCUACUUCCAGAGACCCAGCCUCAGUCCCUGGCUGUUUCCAGAGACCAGAAACCAAGGUCUCAUCCUAAGGCUGCUUCCAGAGAACCAGCAAAGGCCACUCCUGGGAUCCCCACCUACUUCAGAGACUGCAUACUGAUGAUGCUCAGUGGUCCCUAACGGCCUCCCUGGGUUCCAGUGCUGACUUGACUGAGACUGGGCUGCACUCAGGCUGCCGAGAGCUGAGCUGGAUCUCUGGGCCAGACCUCACUUGGUACAUCAAUGGACAUCUUUAAAACAGAACAUCCCAGCCCCGGUGGUCAGGCCAGAGAGGUUCAUGUGGACCCAGUGCUGCGGUCUCAGCUGUUCAGAGCAGAGUGGGGGCUACAAGGGCUGUCAGUGCUUCCUGUUUUCUGCAGAACAUAUCGAAUUGAGCAAGGCUGCAUAUAUUCGGGGUGUGCGCCAUGAGGACCUGACCCAGGCAUGCGCCCUGUAGAUUUCCAGAAUCAAACCCUCAGCACAGCUGCACCUGCACGCUGCACGUUAGAUCCCGGGACUUGCUCAUCUGAAGACUGGAAGCCGGUCAGUGUUUCCUGAUGGAGCAUGAGGGUCGGGGUGGAGAAGGGAGGGGGUCUAAAGGGAGGUGCAGAGGGCAAAGGCUGCCCCACCCACCCCCACCACACUCAUGCACAUUCAGGCACACCUAACACAUGCCUUCGCAACACGGCCCACGCUUCCGUGCACACACAGGCACAUUGCACACACCCACUCUCACACCCCAGGAAAACCCCCGUACCCGUGGGAUGGGUGAGGUGUCUCCUGUUUCAGAUUAAAAUAGAACAAUUACCCUGUGGACCACUAGGGGGCGGGAGUGCCUCAUCUUGAUUAAUAUGUGUGUCUGUCUCAAAAACCAAUCAAUCAACAAACAAAUAAAUAAAAAGAAGAAUCCCAAA
Marmota monax (woodchuck) is the source of this 2061-nucleotide messenger RNA. It is a transcript of the gene Lair1, whose product is annotated as leukocyte associated immunoglobulin like receptor 1. The coding region runs from base 123 to 917 and encodes 264 amino acids. Lineage: Eukaryota; Metazoa; Chordata; Mammalia; Rodentia; Sciuridae. The transcript has 8 exons. The record is from RefSeq and is a predicted model, not a curated record.